AUGUCUAGCCCAGUUGUGUACUAUCGUUUGACCAAUGACUACAACGGACCCAGCUGGGCACUCGAUGUCGUCCCUGACAGCUCGGGCGAACUUAGCAUAGCAAGAGCCGGUGAUUACUCUGGACAACACUGGAAGCUUGUCCCCGUGAACGGUCAAGCGAACAAGUUCUACCUACGAACGCAAUACAAGGGAGACGAGCUUUCCCUUGAUAUCAUCAACGAUGGCACAAAUGACAGAGUCCACCUUGCGAAAACGGGUAACUAUACCGGGCAAUUCUGGACCUUGACGAAGGUUAGCCCUGAGAGUACGACGUUCCGGUUAAGUACAGACUUCACGGGUCCGGAUAAGUUCCUUGAUGUCUUUAGUGACAAGAUGAAGCCGAGAAUGGCGAGUGGAAAUACAACUGGUAUGAAAUGGGAGCUGACUGUGACGAAGAUUGGGAGUUGA
Morchella importuna is the source of this 447-nucleotide messenger RNA. RefSeq lists its product as uncharacterized. The transcript has 2 exons. NCBI's taxonomy places the organism in Eukaryota, Fungi, Ascomycota, Pezizomycetes, Pezizales, Morchellaceae. Bases 1 to 447 code for a protein of 148 amino acids. The record is from RefSeq and is a predicted model, not a curated record.